Alexandromys fortis (reed vole) is the source of this 3694-nucleotide messenger RNA. RefSeq names its product NEDD4 like E3 ubiquitin protein ligase (gene Nedd4l). Gene Ontology annotation, biological process: ubiquitin-dependent protein catabolic process; negative regulation of potassium ion transmembrane transport; regulation of dendrite morphogenesis. The transcript has 31 exons. NCBI's taxonomy places the organism in Eukaryota, Metazoa, Chordata, Mammalia, Rodentia, Cricetidae. Gene Ontology annotation, cellular component: cytoplasm. Gene Ontology annotation, molecular function: protein binding; ubiquitin protein ligase activity; sodium channel inhibitor activity. Bases 335 to 3265 code for a protein of 976 amino acids. The record is from RefSeq and is a predicted model, not a curated record.
GCAGGCGAGGGGCGGGCGCGCGGGUCCCGGGGAUCGCCGAGCGGGCUUGGGGAGGCCGGGAGAGCCAGCGGCGGGGGCGGGAGCCCGGCGGGCUCAGCGCUGAGUGGAGAGAGAAAGAGAGAGAGCGCUGGGCCAAGCCGCCGCUCGGCGCGUUCUCGGAGCCGCCAGUCCGCGCGUCCCCGCAGCCUUCCGGGAGGAAGCGGCGCCGCGGCCGGGUGCAGCCUCACCUGCCGGCCCUUCCCCGCCGGGCGGCGCAGAAGGACAGAGGGUCGCGGCCCCGCGACGUACUUCAGCCGGUCGCAGCGUCUAGGACCCCGCGCGGGGUGCCGGCUCCAUGGCGACCGGGCUCGGGGAACCCGUCUACGGACUUUCGGAAGAGGAGGGGGAAUCCCGUAUUCUCAGAGUAAAAGUUGUUUCUGGAAUUGACCUCGCCAAAAAGGACAUAUUUGGAGCCAGUGACCCGUAUGUGAAGCUGUCAUUGUAUGUAGCGGAUGAGAAUAGAGAACUUGCUUUGGUUCAAACAAAGACAAUUAAAAAGACGCUGAACCCGAAGUGGAACGAAGAGUUUUAUUUUAGAGUAAAUCCAUCUAAUCAUAGGCUCCUGUUUGAAGUAUUUGAUGAGAACAGAUUGACACGAGACGACUUCCUGGGUCAAGUGGACGUGCCUCUUAGUCACCUUCCGACAGAAGACCCAACCAUGGAGAGACCCUAUACAUUUAAGGACUUUCUCCUGCGACCAAGAAGCCAUAAAUCGCGAGUCAAGGGUUUCUUGCGGUUGAAAAUGGCGUACAUGCCGAAAAACGGAGGUCAGGAUGAAGAAAACAGCGAGCAGAGGGACGACAUGGAGCACGGAUGGGAGGUUGUUGACUCCAACGACUCAGCUUCCCAGCACCAGGAGGAGCUCCCUCCUCCUCCCCUGCCACCAGGAUGGGAAGAGAAAGUGGACAAUUUAGGCCGCACUUACUAUGUCAACCACAACAAUAGGAGUACCCAGUGGCACCGGCCCAGCUUGAUGGAUGUGUCCUCCGAGUCAGACAAUAACAUCAGGCAGAUCAACCAGGAGGCCGCACACCGGCGUUUCCGCUCGCGGAGGCACAUCAGCGAAGACUUGGAGCCCGAGGCCUCGGAAGGCGGUGGAGAGGGCCCUGAGCCUUGGGAGACCAUUUCAGAGGAAGUGAACAUGGCAGGAGACUCUCUUAGCCUGGCUCUGCCCCCACCUCCUGCCUCCCCUGUGUCUCGGACCAGCCCCCAAGAGCUGUCGGAGGAACUGAGCAGAAGGUUACAGAUCGCUCCAGACACCAAUGGGGAACAGUUCAGUUCUCUGAUCCAGAGAGAGCCCUCGUCGAGGCUUCGGUCCUGCAGUGUUACCGACACGGUUGCUGAGCAGGCUCACCUACCACCGCCCAACACCCCAACUAGGCGAGCGCGUUCAUCAACUGUCACGGGUGGUGAGGAACCAACGCCAUCAGUGGCCUAUGUACAUACCACGCCGGGCCUCCCUUCAGGCUGGGAAGAAAGAAAAGAUGCUAAGGGACGUACAUACUAUGUCAAUCAUAACAAUCGAACCACAACUUGGACUCGACCAAUAAUGCAGCUUGCAGAAGACGGUGCCUCCGGAUCAGCCACAAACAGUAACAACCACCUAGUCGAGCCUCAGAUCCGCCGGCCCCGUAGCCUCAGCUCGCCAACAGUAACUUUAUCUGCCCCGCUGGAGGGUGCCAAGGACUCACCCAUACGCCGCGCUGUGAAAGAUACCCUUUCCAAUCCACAGUCCCCUCAGCCAUCACCUUACAACUCCCCCAAACCACAACACAAAGUCACACAGAGCUUCCUGCCACCAGGCUGGGAGAUGAGGAUAGCUCCAAACGGCCGACCCUUCUUCAUUGACCAUAACACAAAGACUACAACUUGGGAAGAUCCACGCCUGAAAUUUCCAGUACACAUGCGCUCAAAAGCAUCUUUAAACCCCAAUGACCUGGGCCCUCUUCCUCCCGGUUGGGAAGAAAGGAUCCACUUGGACGGCCGGACGUUUUACAUUGACCAUAACAGCAAAAUCACUCAGUGGGAAGAUCCGAGACUACAGAACCCAGCCAUCACCGGUCCGGCUGUUCCUUACUCCAGAGAAUUUAAGCAGAAGUAUGACUACUUUAGGAAGAAAUUAAAGAAACCUGCUGAUAUUCCAAACAGGUUUGAGAUGAAGCUCCACAGAAACAACAUAUUUGAAGAGUCCUAUCGGAGGAUCAUGUCUGUGAAAAGGCCCGAUGUCCUAAAGGCUAGACUGUGGAUUGAAUUCGAAUCAGAGAAAGGCCUGGACUAUGGGGGCGUAGCCAGGGAAUGGUUCUUCUUGCUGUCCAAAGAGAUGUUCAACCCCUACUAUGGCCUCUUUGAGUACUCUGCCACGGACAACUACACACUUCAGAUCAAUCCCAACUCAGGCCUCUGUAAUGAAGAUCAUUUGUCCUAUUUCACGUUCAUUGGAAGAGUUGCUGGCUUGGCAGUGUUUCAUGGGAAACUCUUAGACGGGUUCUUCAUUCGACCGUUCUACAAGAUGAUGUUGGGGAAACAGAUAACUCUGAACGACAUGGAGUCUGUGGACAGCGAGUAUUACAACUCCCUGAAAUGGAUCUUAGAAAAUGACCCCACGGAACUUGACCUCAUGUUCUGCAUAGAUGAAGAGAAUUUCGGGCAGACCUAUCAAGUGGAUCUGAAGCCCAAUGGGUCAGAAAUAAUGGUGACGAAUGAAAACAAAAGAGAAUAUAUUGACUUAGUCAUCCAGUGGAGAUUCGUGAACAGGGUCCAGAAGCAAAUGAAUGCCUUCUUGGAGGGAUUUACAGAACUUCUUCCAAUUGAUUUGAUUAAAAUCUUUGAUGAAAAUGAGCUGGAGUUGCUGAUGUGCGGCCUGGGUGACGUUGACGUGAAUGACUGGAGACAGCAUUCUAUUUACAAGAAUGGCUACUGCCCCAAUCAUCCUGUCAUCCAGUGGUUCUGGAAGGCUGUGCUCCUGAUGGAUGCUGAGAAGCGGAUCCGGCUACUACAGUUUGUCACAGGCACCUCCCGAGUACCCAUGAAUGGAUUUGCCGAACUUUAUGGUUCCAAUGGUCCUCAGCUGUUUACAAUAGAGCAAUGGGGCAGUCCUGAAAAACUACCCAGAGCUCACACAUGCUUUAAUCGCCUUGAUUUACCUCCAUACGAAACCUUUGAAGAUUUGCGGGAGAAACUUCUCAUGGCCGUGGAGAACGCCCAAGGCUUUGAAGGGGUGGAUUAAGGCCUCCUGCGUCAGGGGCACUGCCCUUUCAGCAAGUUCUGCGUGCACUUUUGCAUUUGCCUAGCAGACUUUUGCAGAGCCGGUGGCAGAAGCAGUUGCCUGACCUGGCUCUGGAGCCCAGCUUGUCCGGGCCAUGCCCACGUUCCGCCAGGGAACCCAGUCCCGGCUCGAGUGCCGCCCCUUCACCACCAAUUCUCAACUGGUUAGCGUGUACUCUGAUUACAUUUCAGGAGGACGUGUUCUAUUUAUGUUGUGCCUCUGCAGGCAAAGCCCUUAAUAAAUAUUUUGCAUACUUUCUAAUGACAAUGAAUGGAAUUAAUCACACUACAGGUAUAGUAUUACAACUCAUGUUUACUUUUUAAAAAUGAUUUAGACUGAUUUUCAGAUUUUAUUUCAUUACAAUUAAAGAUGUCUCAUGUACUUGGAAAA